Anopheles funestus (African malaria mosquito) is the source of this 2501-nucleotide messenger RNA. Its product is annotated as eukaryotic translation initiation factor 3 subunit A-like. Gene Ontology annotation, cellular component: axoneme; axonemal dynein complex. Gene Ontology annotation, biological process: regulation of cilium movement; cilium-dependent cell motility; axonemal dynein complex assembly. NCBI's taxonomy places the organism in Eukaryota, Metazoa, Arthropoda, Insecta, Diptera, Culicidae. The transcript has 5 exons. Bases 31 to 1371 code for a protein of 446 amino acids. The record is from RefSeq and is a predicted model, not a curated record.
CUGCGGUUAAGCUUAACGAGGUCUGUUGAUAUGGACAACGCCGAACAAGAAAUCGAUACCAAGCAGGAGGAAUUGAGGCGCAAAAAGCAAGAAAAGCUGCUUGCGAAAAAAGCCGCCGCACGAGAGACACAAAAUCAACUGUACCGGGACCACCUUCAACGGGAGCGAGAGUUUUCGGACCAAACGGAAAAGACAUUCUUCGCCGGGUGGGAAACACUCUGCGCGCAGGUACGCUCCGACCAGCUGGCAGAAGAGCUUCGGCAGCAGCAACAAUGUUUCGGAACCGUUUUCGAUCGUAAAAACGAAAUCAUCCAACGAUUGAUUGGUGUGCGGGAUGAGAUUCAAGAAAUACAUACGAAAUGUUUGACCCGAUUGGGGAACGUCAUCGAUUACUAUAUCCGGCUUAAGGAUUACCUCACUGCAACAAUGCUACAGCGCUAUGAAACCGAAAGUCAACAGCUUCUCAAAGAGUUCCGUGAAGAAGUCGAUAGUAAAGAGAGCUUUAGUAACUCCCAAUUGGAGAUGUUGGAUGCUUCACUGGCGGAACUGUUGUCCAAAAUGAAGGACGAUCAAUUGGCAGACAGUGAAUGGCUGCUUGAAAGCAACAACCAGAACAUAAGUGCGCAAGUGGAAAAAUGUGAAAUUAUUCGCGAUAAAAAAUACACCGAAAUGAGUGCCCUCUAUCGGCGGCUGCGUGCAACACUCGAUGACUACUUCGAAACCGUAUUGUAUCCGGAGCGGAAACAAUCGUACAAUCGGCUUGUCUACUACACCGAGCUUGAACAGGAAGCUAUCGAGCAACGCCGCUGUCAGGUGGCCGUACUGCAGCUGAAGAAAACGCAACUCGAUCACAGCCUUACGCUUGCGGAAAUUGGUGGAAGACGGAAACUGCGUACGCGCCACAACUAUCGUCGAUUACUCGAGAUGAAGGUGCAACUGCUGAAGGAGCAGCAGAAAGAACUCGACGUUGAACAUGACCAGUGCAUGAAAUGGUGCUGUUCUUUCACGCAUCAUCUAAAGAACGUGCUUACGGAACAUCUGUCCUGGGGUGAAAGAAUUGCUAAACUUGGUCUUAUCUGCACACAGUACGAAAAUGAACAAGAUCAGAAAUAUGCCACCAAAUGGUUCGUCCAGCAGGACGAAGAUGAGUCAAAUGAACUUGGCGAUAUUUUCGGUACUUUAACCAACAAAAUUAAUCGUGUAGAAGCAAUCAAUAUAAUUCGACGUGAAGAAAAGGUCCGUUUGAAGCAAGAAAAUAAUGAUUUAAAAACUAAAUUCAAGACUUACUGUGCAUUGCACAAAACGACCAAUCAGGAAAAGUUAUUCUUGUGCGGCCAAGAAAUAGUAGUCCCGGAAGUCAGCCGCAAAUAAACCACAAAAGGUGCGUUUUUUUAAAUGUUUUUAUCUUUAUUUUCAUUUAGCUUUUAAGGCGUGAUAGCUUUUAACUUCGAAAGGUUUUUGUCGUUGUAGUGUCUGUACUUAAUCACAACAUCCUAACCAUUAGAUUGGGUAACGCGCCUCACGCCAUCUGACCAGAUCUGCCGGAUUUAUCGCAACAUAAGUCCAUCAUUUCCCGCAACUCAUCAACCUUUAAUGUAGCUGAACCGCUUUUGGUCACAUUCUUUUCCUUAAAACCCCCAUUAUCUGUAUGGCACACUUUGGGUCUCACAUCACAUCAUUUACUGCCCUGGGUUUGGGCACGCGUACCCCUACAGCUGGUCUGGUUGGCGUGACUAUUUAUUUUAAAUUUCAACACGUUUAGUGCAUUUUCUUGACUUUUUAGUUCGGUUUUUAGCAGACGCACGGUAGAUGUCUGUUAAACGCGUCGCGUAACAAAUGGCAUCGUUUUGCGUGCGCAUUUGUAUGCAAAUAGAGCACCUGGUAGGGUGGAAUUUGACGUGCAGUUUAUGUUUUUGGCGCUUCGUCGCAGCUUUUCUUCGGGAAGCAUUCUACGGUGUAAUGGAUUACACGACGUAACACUAAAGGCAAAGUAGGUGUUUUAAAAGGAUAAGAUAUCGUCGUGACAUAUUAAAAAGAACUUAAUUGCAGUGAUUUGAUUUCAUUCCGUGGGAUAAAUAUUAGACUAAUGUAUUACUGUUACAGACGGUUUUUACGCUUUUAAUUUGCAAUAUUUAAAAGUGCUUUAUCCGACAUUGGUAAUCAUAUUUCUUUUUUGGGCUGUAAUGUGUAUUUUGUCCGGUGGUCUAUAGCAAUUGUUUCAAACGUCCUUAACUCUCUGAUGCUGAUGGAUGCUGUAUCUGAAGAGUCUGAGAUUCGUUUGACUGAGACGAUUCUCUUGAUACCUACGAGGAAACUCACAAUGCGUGCGAGAGCAAUCACCGAUUCAACAACUACUAGAGAGCGAGAGAGUGAGAGAACACAGAUGAAUUGGUAGACGUAACACUAAUCGUACCAAAUGGGAAUCCAAUGAAUUUCAUCAAACAAAUAUUGCACAUUAUAGUAUUUACCGAGUAUUAGCAGCAUUACAAUUAUGAAUUAAA